Durio zibethinus is the source of this 1464-nucleotide messenger RNA. Lineage: Eukaryota; Viridiplantae; Streptophyta; Magnoliopsida; Malvales; Malvaceae. The record is from RefSeq and is a predicted model, not a curated record.
CUCUAGAUUUUUUGUAGUUUUUUUUUUCUAUAUUUUCAUUUUUAUUUAUAUUUUUUCUCUUUUCUAAGACUUAAAGAGUUAAUUGUUUGGCCGUGGAACUUACUUCAUAGAUUUGGUGGACUUGACUUACUAGUCAAGUCUUUUUUGUUCUUCUUUCUAGAAUUGUAGAAUUUAAAUGGACUAUAAAUGCUUUCCGUGGAAAAUUCAAGUUGGAAAUUGGAUUUUCUGGAAAUUUUUAACUCCAUAUACUUGGUUGACUUGACUUGACUUGACCUCCUUGUCAAGUUCUUUUGAUGUUCUUUCUACACGCCGAAUUUCAUUCAUACAUAUGAAUGCUUUCUGUGGAAAAUUCAAGUUGGAAAUUUAAAUUGGAGACUUCGAAGAAAUUUCCUAAUGCUUGAUGUGGUAGAAAACAUUUUUCUUUAACUUUAUAUAUUAGGUGUUGGUAGCAAUGAUCAGUACGCAACCAUGAAAGCAGUUACAAUUUCCUUGUUUGGGUUUCUUCUUGUCAUCGCAGCGGCUAUUAUUAGCUUUUGUGAUGGGAAUUCCAAAGUGCUUUGCAUUGGAAGUGAGGGGCAAGCCCUUUUGACGUUCAAGCAAGACCUCAUUGAUCGAUCAAACAGGCUAUCUUCUUGGGUUGAAGGUGAGGAUUGCUGUGAAUGGCAUGGUGUUUUCUGCAAUAGCCUGACUGGCCAUGUUAAAGAGCUGCAUUUGGGGCUUCUUUCAACUAGUCCUGAUGCUUAUGCACCGGCUGCUGAAUGGGAUGCUUACUUUCGAUCAAAGUUAGGAGGCAAAAUAAAUCCAUCUUUGGUCGAUUUGAAACAUCUCAGUUUCCUAGACUUAAGUAAUAAUGAAUUUGGAGGCCUGGCAAUUCCCGAAUUCAUUGGUUCGAUGAAGAGUUUGACGUAUCUUAACCUCUCUUGGGCAAAUUUCGUAGGAGCAAUUCCCCAUAAUCUUGGAAAUCUCUCAAAACUGCAUUAUCUUGAUCUUGGAAUCAAUUCCUUAUUUGAAGCUCAAACUCUUCAAUGGGUUUCUGGUCUUUCAUCUCUGCAGUAUCUUGGUUUGAGCCUUGCAAAUCUUAGUAAAGCAACUGAUUGGCUGCAGGCAACACACAAUCUUCCUUCUUUGGUGGAGUUACACUUGUCAGGAUGCUCUCUAAAUAAUGGUCCAUCUCCAAUCAGUGUUAAUUACACAUCUCUUGCUGUUCUUGAUCUUUCUCAAAACAUGUUGUCUUCGGUGACAUGGAUAUUCAAUCUUCGUAGUCUUGUGUCCAUUGAUCUUAGCUCUAGUGGAGUUGAAGGUAUGAUUCCCAGUGGCUUUCAAAACAUGUCUUCUCUCAAAUUUCUUGAUCUUAGUUGGAAUUCAUUCUCUUCAUCAUCGACACUCAACUGGUUGUCUGAUUUAAACCAACUUCAAUUCCUUAGUCUUAACAGUGUCGGCCUGCAAGGUAAUUUUCAAGUGCCA